AUGAGAACUGUGGACCCUGAACUUUGGUUCAAGAGAAUUAAGAAGCCAUCACGCAUGAAAGAGAGAUUGCAAUUCAAUUCUUAUCAGGCGUCAAAUUUUGAGAUAAGACUUCGAACAAGUUUUUCAAAGGCAAUGAAGGAUUUAGCAAGGAACCUCUCACUCUCAGGAGUUCGACCCGCAAUUCAUACUAAAAUGCCUAUCAGGUCCAUUUUUGUGAGUCUGAUAAUGUUAGGAGUAUUUAGUGGAGUGCUAAUAACGUUACUAAAUAUCUAUAAGUUCCGGCAUGAGCCUCCACUUUUGGUGAACCAGCAGCCGAUGCAGCAUCCACAACAGCAUGUUGAGUUCCCAGCCGUGGCCCUUUGCAGCUACAAUAUUAUAAGUAAACGCGCGCUACACAACUACGCGAGACGAUUGGUAUCUUUAGAUAAAAAUGGGACGUUUACGCUUUCUCAAAUAGAAGCGAACUUAUUGGCGUUUGGUGGCCUUCUGACGAAGUCACUGGAGCCAUUCGAUCUUCCCUUUAUGAAAUUUUUGUCCGAUGUAGAUCAUGAAACUAACAUCACAAAUAUUAUGCUGAAGCUUUCGCCGACAUGUGAGUCAAGACUCGAGAAGUGCUCCUGGAAAGCUAAACCUGUACCAUGUCACUUACUGUUUGCAACCCGUAUCACUGGUAGCGGCUUUUGUUGCGUCAUGAAUGCCAGAUACAGCCCAGAAGACAAAAAGAGAGAGGCCAAGAAAGUGAACUUUGUGGGAGAAGAUCAUAGUCUUAUUGUUGCCGUGAAAGAAGAUAUUGAAGACGUCGCUUUUGUUCGCCGACCUUGCCAUGAUGUUGAGGUUACUCUGUUUGACGGCAUGCAAUAUCCUCUAACAGAAGUUAGCGGAGUCCACUCGUAUCCUGCUCGCUUUAACUCCUCAGUUUAUUUGAAAUUACAUUUUGAGUCACAGUAUAUCAGCCGUCAAUUGAUGUAUCACAGUGAAGCGUGGCGCGGAUGCCGUGUGUCAGACCACGGCUGGACUCGCAAUGAAGUUGCAUGCAUUUUGCAGUGCCGCCGCAAUGCUACAUUGGCACUCUGCUCGUGCGUGCCCUACACUCUUCAGCCAGAACCUCAUCACAAAGUUUGUUCACCAGAGCAUCUUGGUUGCCUUAAUAAACAUAAGAACAAGCUUACAUACUUUAAACCGACUGGUCAUGGUGCAAAUCACGUGAGCCUGGAGAAAGAGCGGUCGGAUGGUGUACUAUGUUCGCAAUGCCAGCCUGACUGUACAGGGCUAGUAUACUUUGCGGAAUCAUCGCACGUCCAUUAUAAUAUCGCCCCCAUGGACAAAAUUUUCUUAAACAAACUACUGCAUGGCAUUAACCGGAACUCAACGGUUAUUCGAAUUUUCUAUGCAUCGGAGGAAAAUCAGAUCUUUUACCUGCUAGAAACCAAUCUGCGAUUCUUUGAAGAUAUUGCGCUUAUGGGUAGCCACUGGAUUCUGCUAAGCGGCGGAAGUAUAUUAAUUGUUACAUUUGAAGUUAUCUACCACUGCACCAUCAGAUGGCGCCACCACCACAGACGGACAUAA
Pieris macdunnoughi is the source of this 1566-nucleotide messenger RNA. NCBI's taxonomy places the organism in Eukaryota, Metazoa, Arthropoda, Insecta, Lepidoptera, Pieridae. The record is from the annotation of a GenBank genome assembly.